Pipistrellus kuhlii (Kuhl's pipistrelle) is the source of this 1861-nucleotide messenger RNA. RefSeq names its product solute carrier family 46 member 3 (gene SLC46A3). Gene Ontology annotation, molecular function: transmembrane transporter activity. The record is from RefSeq and is a predicted model, not a curated record. NCBI's taxonomy places the organism in Eukaryota, Metazoa, Chordata, Mammalia, Chiroptera, Vespertilionidae. The transcript is spliced from 6 exons. Bases 270 to 1655 code for a protein of 461 amino acids. Gene Ontology annotation, biological process: vacuolar transmembrane transport. Gene Ontology annotation, cellular component: lysosomal membrane.
GGAGGGUGCGGGGACCGCAGGGGACCGCCGCGGGGCGCGGAGGGCGCUUUCCGAGCUUUGCUUUCAGGUGAGGGUGCGGCCGCCCCGCAGGUGCGUUGGGUCCAAUUCCACGGAGCUUGUCCUUCGCAUCCCGGGGCCCCGCGUCCGCAGCCGCUGCGAGGGAGGCGCGGCCGAGCGUAAAGUAUCCCCGAGGGGAGACCGUUCCGAGCCGCAGGCCCUGAGCCUGGCAAGAAGACUAACUGCGGGAAGUCAGCUACUACCUAAGCACUAUGAAGAUUUUCCUUGUAGAGCCUGCCAUUUGCCUCAGUGCCUUUGCCCUGACUUUGAUCAGCCCACUGACAACACAGUACGUGUACAGGAGAAUAUGGGAAGAAACGGGCAACUACAGCAUUGCACCUGAGAGCAAUAUUUCUGAGUGUGAAAAAAACAAAAGCAGCCCCAUUUUUGCAUUCCAGGAGGAAGUUCAGAAGAAAGUGUCUCUUUUCAAUCUGCAGAUGGACAUAAGUGGGUUAAUUCCUGGUCUAGUGUCCACGUUCAUACUUCUGUCCUACAGUGAUCAUCGUGGACGGAAAUUCCCUUUGAUUUUGACUUCUGCCGGUGCUCUUGUGACCAGCGCCUGGCUCUGUCUGCUUUCCUAUUUUACCUUUCCGUUCCAGCUUUUGAUUGCAUCUACCUUCAUUGGGGCCCUUUUCGGCAAUUCUACCACAUUUUUGGGUGCCAGUUUCGCCUACAUAGUUGAUCAAUGUAAAGAAGAAAAACAAAGAACAAUUCGAAUAGCUAUCAUUGACUUCAUACUUGGACUUGUUACUGGAUUAACAGGGCUGUCUUCUGGCUAUUUUAUUAGAGAACUAGGUUUUGUGUGGUCCUUUUUCAUUAUUACGAUGGCUCUUGCUGUUAACUUGAUUUAUAUUUUAUUUUUUCUUGGUGAUUCAAUGGCAGAGUCUUUAUCUCAGAAUGUUUCCAUAUCAUGUAGUGAAGGCCUUAAAAACCUAUUUUACCGAACUUACAUGCUUUUUAAAAAUGCUUCCAGUGGGCGGCGAUCUUUACUCUGUUUGUUACUUUUCACAAUGAUUACUUAUUUUUUUGUGAUAAUUGGCACUUCCCCCAUUUUUAUCCUCUAUGAAUUGGACUCACCACUCUGCUGGAAUGAAGUUCUUAUAGGUUAUGGGUCAGCUUUGGGUAGUGUCUCUUUUUUUAGUAGUUUCCUAGGAAUAUGGUUUUUUUCUUACUGCAUGGAAGAUAUCUACAUGGCUUUCAUUGGAAUUUUUACCACCAUGGUGGGAAUGGCUAUGACUGCUUUUGCCAGAACAACAUUGAUGAUGCUUUUAGUCAGACUGCUCUUCCUCUUCACUAUUGUGCCACUUUCUGUUUUACGGUCCAUGAUGUCAAAAGUGGUUCCUUCUACUGAACAAGGGACUCUGUUUGCUUGUAUUGCUUUCUUUGAAACACUUGGUGGAGUCAUUGCAGUUUCUACUUUUAAUGGAAUUUAUUCAGCAACUGUUGCAUGGUACACAGGCUUCAUCUUUCUGCUGUCUGCUGGUCUAUUACUAAUUCCAAUGAUCAGUCUAUGUAUUGUCAAGUGUAGCAGUUGGAACAAGAGAAACAGCGCACUUCUUAUCCAGGAAGACACCAGUGAAGACACAUCAGACCCGUGAUUCAUUGUGAUUUCAGAACAGUGCACAUGCCAUGUACUCUGACUUGUGCGGCGUCCUGCCCCGCUCAGUCAGUGCUCCAGGAACAGCCGGCGGUUGUGUCCUUUCUUCUGGCCGGAGCAGGGAAAGGAGCGCGGCUCCAGCGUCUGGAGGACCGCGUGCUACAAGCACCUUAUGAACAUCGUGUGAUGUGUUUCCGGUACAGAGAA